AUGCGUACAGAGGUUAUCAAGGCGGACACCAUUGAUGUGGCCGUCGAAAGGAUUCUCGUUGAACUUGGGAAACACACUACAAGCAGCAGAGAGAAUGCCAUCUAUUUUGAUGGCUGGGAUGGUCUUGGGGCAUCUUCCGUCCUGCAAGCCGUAGCCAAACGCCUUGAAGUAUCAAAUGAGCUGUCAAAGAGGCCUGCAGGGCUAGAGUUUGAGAAAAUCAUCCACAUUGACUGCUCAAAGUGGAAGAGCAGAAGAGCAAUGCAGAGGGAAAUAGCAGAGCAGCUGAACCUUCCCAACUGGGUGAUGGAGAUAUUUGACAAGCAAGAUGAGGAGGAUGAUUUCAAUGGAUUAGAUGAAGGCUCUCGAACUGAGAUAGCACAAGUUGUCAGAGAGAUCUAUCAAAGAACACAGAAUCAGAGAUUCUUGGUGAUCCUGCACAAUGGAAGCAUUGAGGAGAUUGAUAUAUUCGACUUCGGUCUUUCUUUAGAUCGAUAUUCUAGUAGCAAGAUGUUGUGGACUUUCCAAGGGAGGUUUCGGCUUGAUCCCAAGAUGAUAGACAGUGUGAAGAAGAGCACAACAACAGGUGUUCUUCUUUCAGCUUCAGGAGAUAGGCAAGAUCCACGGGAGCUUUGGUCAUAUCUAGUGAGCCACGAGGCUGCACAAGUUUCCAGCAAUAAGUAUGGCCAUGUCAUCAUCGAUCCAGCUAUUGCUGCUCAGUGCGUCUUGUAUAUGUUGAAGCAAUCUUGGAUUGGCUCUCGCAUCAUUGACUACGACAGGGCUAUCCACACCAGUAACUAUUGGAUAUGCGAUGGCAUCAUUGCACUGACAGACAUUGACAGAGCAUGGAGAGUUGGUGAUGUUUUGCAGCAUGAGAUGCCAUUCUUGAACAUUGACACCCGUCUCAAGAAUGAUGAAUCAGCAGGAAUGGCUUCCUAUCACCUGGCAAAGUCUGCUGAGCACAUGCCGUACUGGAUAUCGACAACAACUUCAACUUCCGGAUUUGUAGUGAGCCCCUCCGGUGUAAUUCCUGAGAAUAUGUUUUCGCACUCGCACAUGCUCGGCGUGCUCAAGCUCUCAAGGUGUGCCUUCAGUUUCUCAUCGCCUCCAUUCCUCUGUUGCCAUAGCCUGAGAUUCCUGUGGCUUGAACAUUGCCGAGACCUCGAGUUGGGCAACAGGACCACGACAUCGUGGGAAUGCUUCCAGAGCUUGUGGGUGCUUGACCUGCGCUACACAGGUUGGGAUCAGAUCUGGUCCACAAGGGUGAUGGAUCUAAUGACCCAGCUCAGGGAGCUAAACGUGAUGGGAGCUGAAAACUGGGACAUGAGCCAUUUGCGAGGACGGCUGCGUAACAUUCGCAAGUUCCGGGUAACAAAGUCCACGUGCUUCUUCAGUGACAACAUGCUCUCGGAGAUGGAAAAUAUGGAGCUUCUUGAUUUUUCGGAAACAUCAUCAGACAAGGGCUAUAAGGAAUUGAAGAACUUGUACAUGAAAAGAAUUUCGAGGGGUCUCGAGGAGCUGGACCUAUCGGGUACAAGUGUGAAAACUCUUGACCUCAGAGGAGUGGAAGCCAAAUCACUCCCUAAGCGGAUUAUCCUGCUAGGCUGCGAGAAGCUCGGCACAAUUCUUACGCAGGGGAGGCACCACUUGCAGUUCCACAUGCUGAUCGAUCCCUCCAACACUACUGUUGGUGGUAGCUACGCCCAAGGAAUGAAUGGCAACAAACUAGUGCAGGCCCAACCAGAAACAAGUACCAUCGUGAGCUCUGAGUACGUCUUGAAGACUGGCCCAGUUGAAGUGAUGAUUAUAUGGGAGUGCCCCAAGAUAGUUACAAAGUGGAACCGACCGACAUGUAUCAUAAAGACUGCUACAUCGCUGCACGUGUAUGAUAACUCGUCCAUCACCAGUAUAUCUGCACCUCCCCAAGGACCAGGAUGCAUGCCAAUAGAAGGUUAUUGUGAAUACGUGGAUUUCUUGCACCUGGACUACUGCCCCAGGCUCGUACAUGUGCUCUCGGUGUCCAUACGUCCAGGUGGCUUGAUGACCCAUUUGAUUACCCUAGAGAUAUUGUGGUGCGGAGAUCUUAGGCAGGUGUUCCCUUUGAGCCUUGAGCUUCAAGAGCAGGAUAAUAUUCUAGAAUGUCCCAUGCUGAGGCGCAUCCACCUGCACGAGCUCCCCAUGCUGCAUUACAUCUGUGGUCGUAGGAUAUUUGCGUCUAAACUCAAGAUCAUCAAGAUCAGGGGCUGCUGGAGCCUCGAGCGUCUGCCUGCUAUCGGACGCAACACCAAGCCGCCCAUGGUGGAUUGCGAGAAGGAAUGGUGGGACAACCUAGAGUGGGACGGGUUGGAGAAGUACCAUCACCCUUCCCUCUACAAGCCGAGCCACUCGGUGUACUACAAACCCCAGCUGCCCAGAGGCACCAUACUCAGGUGA
Messenger RNA from Triticum dicoccoides, 2430 nucleotides. RefSeq lists its product as uncharacterized. NCBI's taxonomy places the organism in Eukaryota, Viridiplantae, Streptophyta, Magnoliopsida, Poales, Poaceae. Bases 1 to 2430 code for a protein of 809 amino acids. The record is from RefSeq and is a predicted model, not a curated record. The transcript has 8 exons.